Phasianus colchicus (ring-necked pheasant) is the source of this 2962-nucleotide messenger RNA. It is a transcript of the gene FOXO4, whose product is annotated as forkhead box O4. Gene Ontology annotation, cellular component: nucleus. The record is from RefSeq and is a predicted model, not a curated record. Gene Ontology annotation, biological process: regulation of transcription by RNA polymerase II. Lineage: Eukaryota; Metazoa; Chordata; Aves; Galliformes; Phasianidae. Gene Ontology annotation, molecular function: RNA polymerase II cis-regulatory region sequence-specific DNA binding; DNA-binding transcription factor activity, RNA polymerase II-specific.
CGCUGAGCGGGGCUCAUGGCGGAGGCGGGCGGCGCGGCGGCGGCACCGCCGGACAUCGACCCGGACUUCGAGCCGCAGAGCCGGCCGCGCUCCUGCACCUGGCCCUUACCGCGGCCCGAGCUGCCCGCGGGCGCGGCCGAAGCGGGCGGAGCGGGCGCGGCGGCGGAGGAGGGCGCGGGCGGAGCGGCGGCGGCGGCGGCGGGGCCCGGGCGGACCGAGGGGGCGCGGGCCGGAGGCGGCGGCGGCGGAGCGGCGGCGGCGGCGCGGAAGGGCGGCUCCCGGCGGAACGCGUGGGGCAACCAGUCGUACGCCGAGCUGAUCAGCCAGGCCAUCGAGAGCGCGCCCGAGAAGCGGCUGACGCUGGCGCAGAUCUACGAGUGGAUGGUCCGAUCCGUGCCCUACUUCAAGGACAAGGGGGACAGCAACAGCUCCGCAGGAUGGAAGAACUCUAUUAGGCAUAACCUGUCCCUGCACAGCAAGUUCAUUAAAGUUCAUAAUGAAGCCACGGGGAAGAGUUCCUGGUGGAUGCUCAAUCCUGAAGGUGGUAAAAGUGGAAAAGCACCAAGAAGAAGAGCUGCAUCUAUGGACAACAGCAGCAAACUCGCUAAAGUCAGAAGUAAAGCAUCCAAAAAGAAACCCCCUCUCCAGUCUGCACCAGAAGCCACUGCUGACAGCCCUGGCUCCCAGUUCCCAAAGUGGCCUGGGAGCCCAUCCUCGAGAAGCAAUGAGGACUCUGAUGUGUGGAACACCUUCAGGCCUCGAACCAGUUCCAAUGCAAGCACCAUUAGUGCCAGGCUUUCUCCAAUCCUGACCGAGCAGGAUGACCUCCACGACGAAGAGCUUCUCCCAUCUAUGGUGUACUCCAGUGCAUCCAGCAAUGUUCCACCAACCGUGACUGAGGAGCUUGAGCUCAUCGACGGGUUGAAUUUGAUGUCUCCCAGCUCAUCCGUGCUGUCUACCCAGCAAUCCGCCUCCAGUGGUCAGAUCCAGAGAGAUUCCAGCUUUUCCUUGCGGAGCCCAAAUGCAGCUGGUCAGACCACUACGUUUGGCAAUUCCCUGUUUAACCCUGUUGAAAUGUCUCUGCAGAGUUCUGUCAGCCAUUUCUCUGGCCCGCAGACCUUGGAAGCUCUUCUGACACCCGGCUCUCCGCCUCCAAGGGAUGUGCUGAUGACUCAGGUGGAUCCAGUUCUCCCGCAGACUGGUGGCAGGAUGAGCAGCCGAACUCUCCUGCUUCUAGGUGGACAAUCCACCCAGAGUAAGAUGAGCUCAGGCAAUGCACGAGGAAAGCCUGCGGAGCAGCAGGCAGAACCAGUUGGUGCCAGUGUUUUGCCAUCAACGCUUCCCAUAGUAGCAUCUCCUCAAAACACUGCCAGCAUUAACAGUUUGAAGGCUCCAGUUUCUGCAACAACUGCCCAGUCGGUCCAGCUGGGCAGUCCUCCACUGCUUUCUUCUGCUGGCCCUGCUCCUCUGGGGCUGAACCAGGACAGGCUGCCCAUUGACCUGGACAUUGACAUGUACAUGGAGAACCUUGAAUGUGAUAUGGAUUACAUAAUCAACAGUGAACUCAUGGAUGGAGAAGGACUGGACUUUAAUUUUGAACCUGUUCCGUCUACUCCCAGCUACCCCAGCAGCUCACAGGCUUCCAGCCACACCUGGGUACCAAGUUAACUUCAGGAGCACAAAAAGUGUCCUUCAGGUUUUGAACAUUGGGUUCUGACUUCGCUUCCCACCCCUGGCAGAGAAAAGAACGGAGCAUGUUGGAUUUGCUUUCCCUGCACGCCACACCUUGGGCAGAAGGGGCUGCCCAUCUAGGAAGAAGGGGCAAACUGCAUCUGGCUGCAGCAGGAAGAGGUUAAAAAUAAGAAUCCUGUUACGUGCCACCUCUCUUCCUACAAACCUGACCCUGCCAUGGACCUUCUGGGGAAACCCUGGGCUGAGUGUGUCUGGAGAGGAGCCCUGGUAGAAACCUCGGCCAGAAGCCUCUGUGGCGGGCAGUAGUGUUUUCCCAUGUGAAGAGUUGGGUUUGCUGGAGGAAUGUCUCCAUGGCUGUCCUCUCUCUGCUACGGCAGAAAGUCUCCCAGUGCCUCGGGCUGGCGGAGGGCUGCUCGCUUCCCUCUUGCCUUGAAAUAGUUGGACGUUUUCAUUAAAGCCACCAGUUGUGCACUUGGAAUCCCACGGACCGGCUGAGGAAUGGGAAGCAGCGUGCUGAUGGAAGCCUGGUGGGAAGAGGGGUGCUGUUAUGGGGCUGGGGUCAGUGGUUCCACCGUGCCCUUCUCACCGGAUCAGCCGUCAUCUUUGUGCAGUGGAGGGCUGUGGUUGUGGCAUUCGGGGCUUCCUUCAUUCAUCUGAGAGGAGCAGUGUUGAGUUUUUUCACUGUGCCAACUGUGCCCUGUUGAAUCCUAAGCAUGUUUAGAGAAGUCCCUAUGCUGUUCUCAGCACGUUCCCAAUACACCAGGCUGAUGUAAAAUAGGCACGGGUGCCAAUAGCUGCUUCUGGGACGCGAAAACAUCAUCUGGGGGUUUGUUUCUCAUCUCUCAUGCUACAGCAGAGAAGGGGAAAGCCUGGGUGUGGCCUUAACAGAGCCCUGGUUGCUUUUCAGAAGGGCAUUUUCUAUAGAUGAAAUAUUUUUUUACUAAUCUGGGAACUUUCUACAGUGAAUAUGAAGCCAAUGUUAAGUGUGUCCCCGUUAGGCGUAUCAGGAGCCUCUGAGGAGGUGCCAGUGACAGACUUCUUUUUCAGAGCUGCAUUAGGAACAAACGUAUUUGAUGUUGGAUAAUGUAUAGGAUUGAGGGGAGAGUUGGCAGAUCCCCACAGUUUCCAACCGCCGUGGGGAAGGGUUGUACAUUAAUGUAAUCUAUAUGUAAAAGUAGCUGCAAAUUACAUAGAAGCUUUUCUAAACCUUUUUAAAUAUAUAUUAUAUAUUUUAAUUGAAAAUGAGAUUAUUGGAUAAAAAAAAAAAAAA